Molecule: messenger RNA, 1923 nt
Organism: Vigna angularis (adzuki bean)
Lineage: Eukaryota; Viridiplantae; Streptophyta; Magnoliopsida; Fabales; Fabaceae
Product: transcription factor MYBS3
Exons: 4
Coding region: 338-1396 (352 amino acids)
Biological process (GO): response to ethylene; response to auxin; response to gibberellin
Molecular function (GO): DNA binding
Source: RefSeq, a predicted model, not a curated record
AAAGGAAGGAAGAGGAACCAGCGAUGGAACGCGUUCCACUGACACAAAAUGAUAAAAGAGGCGUUAAUUUAGAAUUCCAGAUUUAACCUCGAGGAUAUUCCUAAAACCCGGAAUUAUCCAUCACCACCACCACCCUGUUCUGUGUUUUACCUUAAUUAACCAAACACAUGCAUUCUUUCCAUAUCCCUUCUCUCGAUUCAUAGUUCCAAUUUCCUUUUCCAUAACCAUUUUCUAUUUUCCUUUCCUCUCCUUAUUCCUCUUCUUCUCUUUUCUUCACUUUCUCUCUCCAUCCAUCCCUCCCUCCCUCCCUGGACCGAGUCACGCGGCGAGGAUCGGCAUGACUCGGCGGUGCUCCCACUGCAGCAACAACGGCCACAACUCCCGCACGUGCCCGUCGCGGGGGGUGGGCGCCGGCGUCAAGCUGUUCGGGGUGAGACUGACGGAUGGAUCAAUCAUAAAGAAAAGUGCCAGUAUGGGAAACCUUAACCUCGCCUCCACACACCACCAUUCUUCUCCCUCUUCCUCCAACCUCGCCGCCUCCUCUCCCAAUCCAAGCUCUCCCUGCUCCGACCCGCCUCAUGAGCCCCAAGGUUACUUGUCCGACGACCCCGCCCAUAUCUCCACCUUCGCUAACCGCCGCGGUGAAAGAAAAAAAGGUGUUGCGUGGACUGAAGAAGAGCAUAGGCUGUUCUUAAUUGGUCUGCAGAAGCUGGGCAAAGGAGACUGGCGUGGCAUAGCACGUAAUUUUGUCGUAACAAGGACCCCUACUCAAGUAGCAAGUCAUGCCCAGAAGUAUUUUAUCCGACAAAGUCAUGCUACCAGGAGAAAGAGACGUUCCAGCCUUUUUGACAUGGUUCCGGAUAUGACUUCAGAUCCACCUUCUGUGCCAGAAGAACAAGUUCUGCUUCCACCUUCUGAGAACUCGCAACCUUGUACUGGAAAAUCGCAGCCUUCACUAAAUCUCUCCCUCAAAUCAGAAUUUGAACCCAUGGAAACUUCUCAAGAAAACAUGGAACAGACCAAUGAAACUAUGAUGGGAUCAAACGGACUGACAUCAAUGGCUCCUCAUGGAUUCUUCCCCACUUAUUUACCUGUUCCAUUUCCCAUAUGGCCAUCAGCUGCAGCUCCUUUUGAAGAAGUUAAGGGAGGAGAGACAUCCCAUCAUCAGGUCCACAGGCCAAUCCCAGUCAUUGCCAAGGAACCUGUCAAUGUUGACGAACUCGUGGGAAUGUCUCAUCUCAGCAUUGGGGAAACACAGGUACGUGAUAGAGAGCCUUCCCCACUUUCCUUAAAGUUGUUAGGGGAACCCUCUAGGCAGUCAGCAUUCCAUGCAAAUGCUCCAGUUGGUGGUUCCGAUUUAAAAACUGGCAAGAACAAAGCAAUUCAAGCGGUUUGAGCUUUUAAGGUCUGGUGAAGAUAGCAGCAGAUCUUGUCAUGCAUUAGGAUAAAAUUUUGGCGGACAGAGGAAAAGUUGCCUUUAGUGGCCAUGCUUGUUGCUUUCAACAGUAUCGUCCACACAGUGGAUUCUGUAGAUGAUUAGUAGAAUUGAUGCUUUUGCAGAACAAGAAUAACCCCCUAAAGCCACUGAGAACUGAGAAAGCAACCUCAGCAAACCUCUCCAAGAUUGCAUCAAUUCCCACAGCCUUGAUUAUUCGACGAUGAGAAAAGGAAAGGAAAGGAAACAACUGCUAUGCUUUUUCAGGUGCUGUGAGUGUGUGACAUGAAAUCCAUCUGAGUCACUAUGUUCUGCUCCAAUCACGUCCCUUUCAAUGUCAUUGGAUCUUCCUCGAUCGCUUUAGGAAAUAGGAGAUACAGGCAGUGUUUUCUAGUGGUAUGAAAAUGAUCAUGAAAGCAGCACCCAAACAUGUUAAGAUUCUAACUUUGUGUUAUAGUUACUAAUUAAAGCUUAUUUUGUUUUGUCCA